CUCCACAUUGCUGGGAAGGUGGGUUUCUGUCGACAGCGCCUCAUUGGAGCUGCUUCAUCUAAUGCCCCCUUGACAAAAAAACGGAAUUGAAAACGACAUGUUAAUGCAUCUGUUGAAGAAAAUAAAACAAAAACAUAGGAAAGAGGUGAAAGCUACUGAAAAGAGGUGAAGCUAUUAUGAGUUGCCAGAAUUCUGCACCUGAAUUAAAUAUGGGGCCCAAGCCCGGGCCAGGAAUCCCUGAGAAAAUAGCAGGUCUAAAUGCGGACAAAGACUGUGGCACAGGCCUGCUUGAAAACCACCUUGAAGUGAAUGAUUUUUUAAAAAUACAGAGGGCUUUUGAGUCCCUAGAGUCAAGGAAAACCAAUUGUAUGUCCAGAGAAGAGUUCAUGCAGAAGAUGACAGAGAUUGUUGGUUGGGGCACACAGGAAGAAUAUGGCGAGCUCUUUGAUAAAGUGGAUGUGGACCAAGAUGGCUUUAUUAAUUGGGACAAAUUGACUUCAUUUAUACUGUUAUCGCUUUAUGAGAAAGAUGAACGAGAAAAAGCAACUGUGGUUCCCCAGUGGAAGGACCUUGAAUUCCUCGAAGGAAAACACAAGGACACCAUCCAAAAAGUAAUUUUCUUAAAGAGUUCAAGUCGUUACAUAACUAUUAGCAAAGAAGGUUUGCUGGGAAUCUGGGGAGAGAAUUUAAAGCUCCAAGAAACACUUCCCAUCACUUCUGAUGCCACUAAGCUCAAACACCUGUGGGUGACAAGUCUGGUUUCCCUGGAAAAUGCAAACAAGAUAGCGGUGACAUUUACAAGCAAAGAGAUUUGUUUCUAUGAUCUGCUGUCUGAAGAAUUUCCUUGUCAAUACAAACUCCAAGGCCUGAAAGGAACACCAAUUUGUAUGGAUUAUUGGUACAAUCCUCUUGAUGCCAAUGAAUCAAUUCUUUCCUUAGGAGAUACAGCUGGAAAGGUUCGAGCAAUUGUUUUCACAGCAGCUUUGAUUUCCCUGUUUGAAAAGCCUGUUAGUACAUGGGAAGAUGAAGAAGCCACUAUGACCAUUAACUGGGAAGAACUGCUUUCUGGAUGUCACAGAUGUUGCCAUGUAUUAGAACACAAGCUUCAUCAUGGAGAUUGGGUGAGGCAAGUUAAUUACAAUGCAUCUUUGGACGCUAUCAUUUCUAGUACAACCAACAAUACAAAUACUGUGGUGCUGGCUUGGAGAGAGAAAUCAAAAAAGCAUCUUAAAAUGACAUCCUUCAACAUUGCCCAGGGCAUUCAUGCUUUUGAUUAUCACUCCCGGCUCAAUUUAAUUGCAACUGCUGGCAUUAACAAUAAAGUUUGCCUUUGGAAUCCUUAUGUUGUUUCUAAACCAGUCGGUGUCCUUUGGGGUCACUCAGCCAGUGUAAUAGCGGUCCAAUUCUUUGCGGAAAGAAAACAACUUUUCAGCUUCUCCAUGGAUAAAAUUUUGAGACUCUGGGAUAUUCAUCACCAACUGUCCAUCCAGAGGAUAGCUUGCUCUUUCCCCAGAAGUCAAGACUUCACAUGCCUCUUCCACUUUGAUGAAACCCACGGACAGCUUUUCAUCGCAUUUAAUAACCAACUAGCAUUAUUGGCAAUGAAAAGUGAAACGAGCAAGAGAGUGAAAAGCCAUGCAAAACCAGUCACUUGUGUUCUUUACAAUUCACUCUUGAAGCAGAUAAUUAGCUCAGACAUGGGGUCUACAGUUUCCUUCUGGAUGAUAGACACUGGGCAGAAAAUCAAACAGUUUACUGGUUGCCAUGGCAACGCAGAAAUCAGCACUAUGGCCCUUGAUGCAAAUGAGACCCGGCUUUUGACUGGCAGCACAGAUGGAACUGUGAAGAUUUGGGACUUUAAUGGAUAUUGUCACCACACACUAAAUGUUGGACAAGAUGGGGCUGUGGAUAUUUCACAGAUCCUCAUUCUUAAGAAGACAAUACUGGUUACAGGCUGGGACAGAGCUAUUACUGUGUUUCGACCACAGAAGUUCAAUCAGUUUUUCAUCCAGUCUGAAGAAUGGAAAGGAGGAAUCCAACACUACGAUGACAUCUUGUGUGUUGCAUUUUUACCUCCACAAACUCUUGCCACAGGGAGUUACGAUGGAGAAAUCAUUCUAUGGCACAAUAGCACAGAAAAUGCUCACCAUGUCCUUCACCCUUGUUACCAGAGGCUGUUAAAAAGAAAGUCAGAUAUGGAGCCGCAAAAGCUUUACAGUGCUGAACAAAGAGGCUCCACUUACCCCGUGGCAGACCAGGCUCCCUUGGCAGCCCGGACCUCUGAGACUGACACUGAGGGUAACAAUGCUGUUGUGAGGCUUUGCUUCCUUGAAGCAAGGAAAAACAUUGCAGCAACAGGCGGAGCUAAUCUGGUAUCAUGUGGAGGAUCUGGUUAUGUUAGAUUCUGGAAUACACUUAAGAAACAACUUCUGGCUGAAUUUUUGGCUCAUAGUGGGGUUGGAUCCAUUACCAUGUCUAUUGAUAAGCUGAAUCGAUAUCUUACCACAGGAGAUCUUGAUGGAUGUUUGAAAAUCUGGAAUAUAGAGGAAUACUGUUUUGAAUCAAAUAAGAAAAAAAUCACACAGACUCCAACUCUGAUCAGGUCCUUCCAACCUCAUGAGGACCAGAUAACUUCCUUGGAGAUGUGUGAGCGGGAUGCACAUUUACUGAUUAUCUCUGCCUCUACUGACUGCAGUAUUUGUGUGACUGGCAUCCAUGGUGCUCCUGUUUGGAUCUUGGGUCAGGCAAAACAUUGGCAUCUUGAAAAUUGUUUUUCUGUUCUUGAAAGAGAUGUGAAUUUAAUAGAAAGUGAGAGUCCAGAGGAAAGUAUGAAGGUAAACGCUUUAUAUUCUAAAGAGGAAUCAUGUUUAGAGUCAACUGAACAUUCACUACUUAAUACUCAAGAAAAAGAUGACUCAACAAACAUUUUCAGACCAUCUGAAGACAUAAAUUUAGGUAUAAAAUACAAGGAAAGAAAUAUCCAUAAGAAAAAAGCACGUAAACUUUACUAUGAUGAAAUUAUACAAAAAACAGCCAGCACAUUUAGGUCAUUAAGCAUCAGAGCCCUGACAGAGUUGCCUGAGGUGAAUAAACCUGCCUUUCUUCUAGACCCUGAGAAAUAUUUUAAGAAAGAGCCAGAGGAACAUCUCAGAAUUCCAGAGCUUCCUUUACUUUCUGAAACUUUGAAAGCUGUAUUUCAUGAGAAAAACCUGUUCCCCAAAGAAAUUCUGGAUCAAAAAAGAAAACCCAAGCAAUUAUGUCAAGAAACAACUUGUGAAGUGAAGAUAAAAAGAAGUAAGAAGCAAUUAUAAUUGAAAGAAAAAUAAAUAUUUCAUUGUCAUAUACAGUACUUACAUAAAAU
Molecule: messenger RNA, 3361 nt
Organism: Heterocephalus glaber (naked mole-rat)
Lineage: Eukaryota; Metazoa; Chordata; Mammalia; Rodentia; Bathyergidae
Gene: Wdr49
Product: WD repeat domain 49
Molecular function (GO): calcium ion binding; protein binding
Source: RefSeq, a predicted model, not a curated record